Molecule: messenger RNA, 3915 nt
Organism: Chanos chanos (milkfish)
Lineage: Eukaryota; Metazoa; Chordata; Actinopteri; Gonorynchiformes; Chanidae
Gene: lnpep
Product: leucyl/cystinyl aminopeptidase
Exons: 18
Coding region: 345-3404 (1019 amino acids)
Biological process (GO): peptide catabolic process; proteolysis; regulation of blood pressure
Cellular component (GO): cytoplasm; plasma membrane
Molecular function (GO): peptide binding; zinc ion binding; metalloaminopeptidase activity
Source: RefSeq, a predicted model, not a curated record
GAUUGGAGUUAGUUGAUCUUCGUGCUUUUGUCAUAAUCGCAGUUAUUCCCUCCGUCAGAAGUGUUGUUAGCAAUGGCUCCACAAUUUCUCCACUAACUGUGUCAAUGCCUAGGUGUAUUUUUUUGUUAUCAGAAGUAAAAGCGCACGAAAAGCAUGCUAGUAGGCUAGCCUAGCUUAGCCAAGCUAGCUGUCAGCAGCAGUGGAGUUGACGAUAGGCUGUCCUGAUAGCUCGUAGGAUAACGUUAGGCAAGUGUGGGUGGUUUUGCUUCUCUUUUCUGUGGAUUAUUUUGUGGUUGUGAAGUGGAUUCGUCCGUAUCUUCGAGUGUCAGACUUGACAUCUCAAAAUGGAAACAUUUGACAAUGAACGGGCAUCACUGCCCAGAAACAUGAUUGAAAACAGCAUGUUUGAAGAGGAACCAGACGUGGUCGAUUUGGCCAAGGAGUCGCCUUCCUAUCCCCUCGACCCUGACGACGUGGUCUACGAACCUCGCAGUUCCCGCCUGCUGGUCCGCGGUCUGGGCGAGAACGACAUGGACGAAGACGAAGAAGAGAUGGAGUCCUCCGCCCGACUCCUGGGCAUGUCAUUCAUGAACCGCAGCUCCAACCAGCGCAGCACUGCCUCAGCCUACAUUCGCCAGACACCCUCAGGGUCGUGCUCCAUGCCCUCCACCAAGACCUUGGUGAUCGGAGUUUUCAUCCUGGUGUUGGUCGCCUCUAUGGUCAUGGUCAUCUACUUCUUACCCGGCUGUACCUUCACCAGAGCCGGCUGCCGGAAGAACAGCUCCGUUCCCUUGGAGAGGGUGUAUCCGAUCUCCACCAGCGGAGAUCUUUUCCCCUGGACUGAGCCAAGGCUUCCUGCCAGCGUUCGGCCCGUCCAUUACGACCUCUCCCUUCACCCGAACCUCACCACCAUGAUCUUUCAGGGAAACGUCUCCAUCAGAAUGUUGGUUCUGCAAGAUGCCAAGAAGAUUGUCCUCCAUAGCUCCGGCCUGAAAAUAGACAGCUGUACUUUACAAGGGAAGAGGGUCAAGAUCCUGGAGUACAAGCCAUGGGAACAGAUCGCCGUCGAGUGUCCCAAGGAACUCAAGAAGGGACAAGAAUACGUGUUGAGCCUCGAAUACUCUGCAAAUUUGUCCAACAGCUACGAGGGGUUCUACAACAGCUCAUACCACAGCUCCAGUGGUAUAGGAAGACUGGCUGCCACUCAGUUUGAACCUGUCGCUGCUCGAAAGGCCUUCCCUUGCUUCGACGAGCCUGCCUUUAAGGCGACUUUUAGCAUCAAGAUAAAGAGAGAAUCUGGAUACGUGAGCCUCUCAAACAUGCCCAAGUUGAAAUCGACCGAUCUAACCAACGGGCUGUUUGAGGAUGAGUUCGAGACUUUCAGCGUGAACAUGAGUACCUACUUGGUCGCUUUCAUUGUGGCCAACUUUACCAGUGUCAGUGCCAACGUCUCCAAUAUCAACGUUUCAGUAUAUGCGGUGCCGGAGAAGAGGGACCAAAUGCACUAUGCACUGGAGAAGGCCUGUGACUUGCUGAAAUUCUACAACCAGUUCUUUGAAAUUGACUAUCCACUAAAGAAACUGGAUUUGGUGGCCAUUCCUGACUUCUUGGCCGGCGCCAUGGAAAACUGGGGACUCAUCACAUUCCGAGAAACAACCCUUCUGGUGGGGAAUCAUUCCUCACCGUUGGACAAGCAGCUGGUCGCCUCUGUUAUUGCGCACGAGCUGGCACACCAGUGGUUUGGGAACCUUGUGACCAUGCGCUGGUGGAAUGACCUUUGGCUGAAUGAAGGAUUUGCCACUUACAUGCAAUACAUGUCGAUCGAGAAAAUUUUCCCCGAACUUGAGAUCGACGAUGACUUCUUAAGCAUGCGCUUCCGCACACUGGCCAAAGACUCCCUGAAUUCCUCUCACCCUGUCUCCAACGAUGUGACCACCCCAGAACAAGUGUCCGAAAUGUUCGACCCCGUGUCGUAUGUGAAGGGCGCAUCCAUGUUACUCAUGAUCAACUCAACGCUCGGCGAACAGGGAUUUCGUAAAGGAAUCAUCGAAUAUUUAAACAAAUACAACGGCGGGAACACAGAGAGUGCAGACCUGUGGAACAGCUUUCCCUCGCUAGACUUGAAUGUGGUGAACGUGACAGAGAUGAUGAACACGUGGACGAAGCAGAAGGGUUUUCCUCUGGUGACGGUGAAAAGGACAGGCACAGAGGUGACCGUGAGCCAAGAGCCCUUUCUCCUCAACGCAGACAACAGCAGCAGAGUUUCCAGCAGUCUUUGGCAUGUCCCCUUAACGUAUGUGAAUGACAGUUGCAGCAAUGCUGACAUCUGUAAGCAAGUGUUUCAUCUAAACAGCAAAACAGCCACGUUUAAGGUGCCGGCCGGUGUGAAGUGGUUGAAAUUCAACUUCCGAGGCGACGGAUUUUACAUCGUGCAGUACGAAGACGGGGGUUGGCAGUCUCUCACCGACGCUUUGAGAGAAAACGUCAGCGUCCUUACUCACGAAGACAGGGCGUCGCUCAUCAAUAACGUCUUCGCUCUCUCCAGACUGGGUAAAGUAUCCUUCCGACAAGUUUUAAACGUCUUGGCCUAUGUAACCAAUGAGACGGACGCUGCUCCCGUAACCGAGGCUUUGACUCAGCUGACCAGAAUCUACAGAAUGCUUGAAAAAAGAUCAGAGUUGAAACUGGCAGCAAGAAUGAAAUCGUACAUCUUUGAACAUUUUAAGCAUCUGAUGGACGACCACUCGUGGGAGGAAGAGACGUCGAUAUCUAAGCAGUUACUGAGGUCCUCGGUGUUGGAGACAGCCUGUAGUCUGGGCCAGGAGAACUGUACCCGCCACGCUGAGUCCGUCUUUAAAGAAUGGUUAACGUCCAAUAAAACAAAACAGAUUCCUGGAGAUCUUCUGAAGACAGUUUUCUCCGUGGCCGCUCAGUCAGAUGAUGAUUGGGGUGAACUGUUGGAAACCUACAAAUACUCCAUUUUUGACUCGGAGAAACGCAAGAUCCUGGAAGCCAUGUCUAGCACAAACGACGUCCGGAAAAUCAUAUGGUUAUUAAAAGAGGGUCUGGACGGAGGUAACAUCCAGACUCAGGAACUGCCUCUGGUCAUCGAGACAGCUUGCCAGAGCUUCGGUGGUUACCUCCACGCUUGGAAUUUUGUCAAAGAAAACUGGGAUAAAUUAACUGAAAAGUUUCCCAUUGGAUCUUUUUCCCUUCAAAGAAUAAUCAUGUCUACGACCAGUCAGUUCUCUACAGAGAUGCAUCUCGACGAGGUGCAGAAUUUCCUCAGCUCUCUUAAGGAGAAAGGAUCUCAGAUGAGGAGCGCCCAGGAGGCCGUGGAGACGAUCAGAUUAAACAUUCGGUGGAUGGAGGAGAACCUGGACACUCUGAGGAAAGCGUUGUAGACGCGUGGACCGCCUCUCUCUACCGCCACGCCCCUCUUCUCCGCUAAUCCGCACAGGCAGUGACGCCGGAUUAAAUUUGACCGAUGUCGCACGACGGCCGGAGCGGAAGACUUGUAAGGUUGGACCAUGUCAUUCAGCAGUCGUCACAUUUUUACCUGUUUUUGUUUUGGGGGUUUUUUGGGGUUUUUUUUUCAGUCUGUAGUAGCUUGGUUGGUGAUGUCAGAAACAAACCGUAACCAAGCACUUUAGAGCUGCUUUUUUUUGUGUGUAUGUGCGCGUGCGUGCGUGUGUGUGUGCACGUGUGUGUGUGUGUGUGUGUGCUGAACUAUCUAACCUGUCAGUUUAGCUAUCGAAGACAAAGGUUACGAAGCUUUCGUUUGUUAAUCUGAUUCACAGAUAAACAAAAUGCUCCUGUUUGAGUGCAAAUGUAAAUUUGUUGAUUUGAAAUGUCUGAUUAUAUUGAUUGAAAGUAGUUUUGUAAUUUCUGAGCAAAAUGAACUUAACAGAAAUA